Malania oleifera is the source of this 1948-nucleotide messenger RNA. Its product is annotated as transcription factor MYB44-like. Gene Ontology annotation, molecular function: DNA-binding transcription factor activity, RNA polymerase II-specific; RNA polymerase II cis-regulatory region sequence-specific DNA binding. The coding region runs from base 879 to 1703 and encodes 274 amino acids. The record is from RefSeq and is a predicted model, not a curated record. Gene Ontology annotation, cellular component: nucleus. Gene Ontology annotation, biological process: regulation of DNA-templated transcription. The transcript has a single exon. Lineage: Eukaryota; Viridiplantae; Streptophyta; Magnoliopsida; Santalales; Ximeniaceae.
UUUAUAUGUAAUUAAAAUAAUAAUAAUAAUAAUCAAUAAAUGAAUAGUAAAUGGCCAAUGCAAAGCUGUGUUCAACAAGAUGCAAGUCGGUAACACAGGUAACACCGUAACGGCCCCGUCCCCAUGUGGGAGGUCCCACAAACGUCCCCCACGUGUCCACACGUAACACGCCGCUAAUGUGACAUUAUUACUCCCCACCAACCUUACGGCUCCCCCGCGCUCCACCGUAGCCAGCCCAACACAACGCACGCACGGCCGUUACGCCUUCUCCACGUCAUCCAACCACAAUUUCAAUUUCGAUUUGAAAUUUCAAAGUCUACCUGAUUAGUUAAACCAACCAAAAUCAAACAACCCCCAACCCCGCGCUUUUUGUCCACUCCGUUCAUAACUCCCACCUCCUCCUCAUCUUACAAGUGACAACCUAUUCCGUUCGAGCGUCGACCAAUCUCCACCGUUGGAUCCCGCGAGUUACAACGAAAGACUUCUGUUACAAAACAAACACUAAUAGGAACCUAACUGCCUGAGUUUCGGAUAUUUGCAAUCUCAGCCGUUGAUGAGUAACCCGGCAGAUGAAAGCCGUUAUUUGAAUCAGUUAUCCGGGAAGCUGCAACUUCCUCGAGAGAGAAAAACAGAAAGAGAUUGAACAGACGCGCUUUGGACGAGCGUGGUUUUCCAGGCGAGCAGUUUACGGUUCACGCCAACAACUCCUCCGUUGGACGGUUGAGGGCCCGCCCUUGGAUAAAAAGCACCCCACCCCCACCCUCAGCGCCGUCUCCGUCUACGUCUUCGUCUUCGUCUUCAUCCUCUCCCACAAUAUUUGAUAUUUUUUAUAUUAUAUUGUAAUUCACGAUCGACGCAGGAUCUGAUUUGGAGAAUAUAUGAUGAUGACGGACAUGAACACGAUGGACAUGAUGAUGAGCGCGGACGGCAGUGAUCGGAUCAAGGGCUCCUGGAGCCCACAGGAGGACGCCAAUCUAAUUAAGCUCGUCCAGAAGUACGGCCCCAGAAACUGGUCCCUCAUAAGCUCCGGCAUCCCCGGUCGGUCCGGCAAGUCGUGCCGCCUCCGGUGGUGUAACCAGCUCAGCCCCUCCGUCCACCACCGCCCUUUCACCGCCUCCGAGGACUCCGUCAUCAUCCACGCCCACGCCAUCCACGGCAACAAGUGGUCAACUAUCGCCCGCCUCCUCCCUGGCCGCACCGACAACGCCGUCAAGAACCACUGGAACUCCACCCUUCGCCGCCGCCGCCGCGCCGCUAACCACUCCUCCGCCUCCAACUCCGGCACGAAGCGCCCGAUCAUCGACGUCUCCGCCUCGUCCGAUUCCGACUCGGCGCUGAAGCGGCAGUGCCUCAGCGCGUCGCCGGAGCACAGCAGUUACGGCGGCGGGAUCAUUGAGGGGUGGGCGGGGCCCGCGACGUCGCUGUCGCUGUCGCCGCCGGGGCAGAGGGAGCUAACGUUACCCGAGGUCGAUAAAGUGGGUGAAGAGGUUUUGGUGAAGGUGGAACCGAAAAGUGAGGAUCAGGAAGAUCGGAGGGUUAGGAUCGGUGGAGAGGACAGAUGUACGGUGUCGAUAGGCGACACGCGUUUGUUGACGAUCAUGCAGCGUAUGAUAGCACAGGAGGUGAGGAGUUACAUCAGCCUAAUGAGGACCCGGGAAGGAUUUGGGUUUGGGCUGGAGCCCGCGGUUGGACAGGACCAGUGAAAAUAAUAAAAUAAAGAGGCUGAAAAAAACAAAGGAAAAAAUGGACUUGUUUCUGUUUCCUUUAGGUUUAAUUCACUUUGAGGUGACGAGAGAUGUGGUGGGAAUGGAGUGAGGAACCCUAAACGAUGAGAAUGGAGGGGUUUGGGGGUGGCGUAGAGGAGUUAGGGUUUUCAAUUUCACCUAUUUCAAUUUUUAUUUAUCUUUUUUUUUUCCUUGGAUAAAGAUUUGAUUUAAAAUUUUAAAUA